CCUGCGUAAUCGCCUUUGUGAUCGCAAUUGACUACUACAGAUACCUUCUCAGGAAAUUACAGUCUUCCUUCUCCCAUAUCCCUAUUCGCCAUGAGUUGCUUAUCCUCCCUCCGCCCGCACAUCUUCCGCGCUGCGCGACAGCUACGACCACGAGCUCCCAUAUCCCACCCAAGCUACCUUCUAGCCGCCCACCGCCUCGCCUCCACUAAGCAAACCACGACAUUCAAAGCUCCUACCAGCGAAGACCUUACCGAGCUUCGGGAGCGCGUACAAGAAUUUACCCGCCGCGAGAUCCCCGAAGAAUUCGCCGCCCAGGUCGACAAGAGCAAUGAAUUCCCGUCCGAAAUGUGGGAAAAGAUGGGGUCCGCGGGCUUCCUGGGUAUCACGGCCGAGGAAGACUAUGGCGGUUUGGACAUGGGGUACCAGGCGCACUGCGUGGUGAUGGAGGAGCUCAGUCGUGCGAGUGCGAGCAUUGGCCUGUCGUAUGCUGCGCACUCGCAACUGUGUAUCAACCAGCUCACGCUGCAUGGAACGAAGGAGCAGAAGGAGCGGUGGCUGCCGGGACUAAUCUCUGGGGAGCUGGUAGGAGCCCUGGCGAUGAGUGAGCACUCCGCCGGCAGUGAUGUGGUUAGUAUGAGGAGUGGGCUCAAGAAAAGCGAUGGGGGUGGGUGGGUGCUCAACGGGACUAAGAUGUGGAUCACCAAUGGGCCGGAUGCAGACGUUGUCGUGGUGUACGCCAAAUCCGCACCGGACGCCGGCUCGAAGGGGAUAACCGCAACAAUAGUGGAGAAGGGCAUGAAAGGCUUCAGCAUCGCGCAGAAGCUAGACAAAUUAGGAAUGCGGGGCUCGAACACGGGAGAGUUAGUGUUCGAAGACGUGGAGAUCCCCGCUGAAAACCAGCUGGGCGAAGAGAAUAAGGGCGCUCGCGUCUUGAUGUCCGGGCUUGAUCUCGAGCGGCUGGUGCUGAGCGCUGGGCCUAUUGGCAUAAUGCAGAAAUGCCUCGACGUAACCCUCCCCUACGUCCAUGCACGCAAGCAAUUCGGCAUCCCAAUCGCACACAACCAAUUGAUCCAGGCGAAGCUAGCAGACAUGCACGUGAAGCUUGCGGCCGCACGGGCAUAUACCUAUGCGGCUGCGAGGUCCGUCGACGAGGGGACAAUCGAUACUCGCGAUUGUGCCGGAGCUAUCAUGUUCGCCUCUGAUAGAGCCGUCGAGUGUGCCCUCGACACCAUCCAGUGUAUGGGGGGGAAUGGCUACAUCAAUGAGAUCCCUGCCGGAAGACUGCUGAGAGACUCGAAGCUGUAUACCAUUGGCGCCGGCUCAACGGAGGUUCGCCAGAUCGUCAUUGGACGCUCGUUCAACAAAGAGUUUGCAUAGGGCCCUUGUAGUCUAGCUCAUAGUAGACAGGAAUAGAAAGAUACCUCGUCCCGAC
Messenger RNA from Tricharina praecox, 1432 nucleotides. RefSeq names its product acyl-CoA dehydrogenase/oxidase. The coding region runs from base 91 to 1377 and encodes 428 amino acids. Gene Ontology annotation, biological process: L-leucine catabolic process. The transcript has 5 exons. Gene Ontology annotation, molecular function: 3-methylbutanoyl-CoA dehydrogenase activity; flavin adenine dinucleotide binding. The record is from RefSeq and is a predicted model, not a curated record. Lineage: Eukaryota; Fungi; Ascomycota; Pezizomycetes; Pezizales; Pyronemataceae.